AUGAGCGAUUUGCUUAGCUUCUUGGCGUUCAGCAAGCACAUUGCAGCCCUAUGGUCGCAGGACAAAAGGAUCUUGUACUACCGUGGGAAGCCCAUUAGGAUCGAACGCUUCCAGCAGAUGGCGAGGGACCUGAUGGCCGAGCUCGAAGAUGGGAUGUGGCAAAAGUUACUCUGGGUCCCUGACAGAGAGGGCAGGUUUGCGAUCCGGCUCGAUUUGAUCCAAGAUGAUAUCACCUUGUCUCGCCGCGGCUCAUACUUUGUUAACGAAGAAAACGGGGUUAUGCAUGGACUCCACUAUAAGCUCGAGCGAGUGAUGCAAAGAAGCGAAGGGAGAAAGCUACGUGCACCCGAGGGCCAGUGGAACGUCUGGUAUGUAAACCGAUAUCUGAGCGUUGUAACCUACUUCCUAGAGAAGAAGCCGGUCGCCUACCACGUCUUUAAUGGUCAGCGAGCCCGAGGUAGUGAGCUUGCGACUAUGCGAUUCCGGAACGGCGUGCUGCAGGACCGGAACCAGCCAUUUGCCGAGUACCUACAGGUUAAGGUGCUGGGUGGCUCGUUCAGCGACUACAUCUGGGCCGAUAGCCAUGGCCCGUGGGGAACAGACCGAUUGACCCCAGCCUUGAAGCAGGAGACGGUAAAGCAUUUAGACGUAGCGCUUAACACGCGUGAGUAUCUACACGUCGCUGUUGGCAUCGGAAGGGUAGCUAUAGGAGAGUCGUUCAGCCGCGGGUAUUAG
Messenger RNA from Paraphaeosphaeria sporulosa, 735 nucleotides. RefSeq lists its product as uncharacterized. Bases 1 to 735 code for a protein of 244 amino acids. NCBI's taxonomy places the organism in Eukaryota, Fungi, Ascomycota, Dothideomycetes, Pleosporales, Didymosphaeriaceae. The transcript has 2 exons. The record is from RefSeq and is a predicted model, not a curated record.